Ilex paraguariensis (yerba mate) is the source of this 848-nucleotide messenger RNA. Lineage: Eukaryota; Viridiplantae; Streptophyta; Magnoliopsida; Aquifoliales; Aquifoliaceae. The record is from the annotation of a GenBank genome assembly.
UUGCUGCCUUGUUGGUGAUCAUGUUGCUAAUUGGGACUAAGUACUUCCUAUGGCUGAAGUUACUUAUAACAGCUCUGUUAAUCAAUCUACAGGUCGCAACCCCUUUGAGGGUGUGAUAGGUUUUACUUCCUAGGAAACCAAUAGAUUUAGUUCCCUUACCCAUUGAGGCUCGUCCUAGUGUUGAAGCUGAUGUUAUUGCCAAACACAUGCAUGAGAUACAUGAUGAUGACCAACGAAGGAUUGCAACAAGCAACAACAGCUACAAAGCACAUGCUGAUUUAAGGAAAAAGUUUGUUGAAUUCAAGGAAUGAGACAUAGUUAUGGUCCGUGUUAGGCCUAAAAGGUAUCCUAAGGGUGUAUACAAUAAGCUUCAUUCAAAAAGUGUUAGCUCUUACAAGAUUAUGAAGAAAAUGAGCUCUAAUGCCUAUGUUCUUAACUUGCUGAAAAAUAUGGGAAUAAGUAAUGUCUUCAAUACUGAGAAUCUUACUUUAUAUCGAGCGUAUGAUGAUAAUACACCUACAGAUGUUACUGUUCCUAAACUCCCACCAGAUCCACGGGUGAAGGAAGAGACUGAAGAUAUUAUUGAUCAUCAACUUGUGUCUACUAGAGGAGGUGGCUAUCAAAAGUAUCUCAUCAAAUGGAUAGGGGGCCCGCUUUCUGAUUGCACGUGGAUCACCGAUAAUGAGUUACAAUGCCUAAACCCCAACUUCUAUGAACAGUUCCAUGCAUUUAACUCGCUAGGGUUGAGUUUUUUUAAGCCAGAGAGAGAUGAUGGGGACAAAUGAAAACAACCUUAUAAAAUUUAUAAAAGGCGAGAAAAAGAUGCUUCCAAGGCUCAAGCUUUAAUU